AUGUUCGCUGCUGUGGGCGCGCGCCUUGGACUGCGCGCGGCAGAGUCGCGUGUGGUACAGAAUACGGGGACUAUAUACGCACGAGGCGAGCUUCAGCGCAUGUACUCUACAAACACGCGCGCAAAUGGCGACGCAAAUACUGAAUGCACCGUUUUUGACGGCCGCCCUGCGUCGGAUUUUUUCGCAGUGGAACGGCGCGACCCUGUAGUCCACAUCCGCUUGAGCUAUUUGAACCCGAGCACACGCUCCUCUGCGCAGGACGAGCGGAACCAAUAUGUGCCGCUUUCUUCGCACGUAUUUGACACUGCACCGCAUCAGCACGCAAUGCAUAUGGCCGCCGUAUACUACUUAGACGCAUUGCGCAGUGGCACAGCGAGCACCAAGACGCGCGCCGAAGUCAACUUCUCUGGUCACCGCAUACGACCGCAGAAAGGCACAGGCAAAGCGCGUCUAAGCGAUCGCGGGAACCCCAUGCUGCGCAAAGGUGGUGUUGCCCACGGUCCUCGUCCGCGUGAUUUUGCCACAGAGCUUCCGCGCAAAGUGCGUGAGCUUGCGCUGCGGUCUGCUUUGAGCGCAAGGUUGCGCGAAGGAAGCAUGCACGUUGUUCCGAGCCUUGUAUGGCAGGCGCCGCCGACUUCGACCAACGGCUUGGCACGUCUCCUAAGCGCAAAGCAAUGGGGCCAUGCACUCUUUCUCACUGCUCCCCGUCGUCCUGAUCUCGGUGUGGCCCACGCGCGCACGGACGCACGUCCGUCGUCUGCCGAGCCGACGUAUGGCGCCGAGCAGCUGCAGCGUCACGCGCGCUACGUGCGCAACUUCAACCUCGCUUCACGCAACCUCCCUGCCGUGGAGCUCUUGCAACUGCAUACCCUCCCACCGCACGACAAACCGCGUGCUGAAAACGAAAAGAAGCCUGGAGAGCUACAUGCGUACCAGAUUCUCCAGUACCCCAAGAUUGUUAUGGACUUGGGUGCACUGGAAUGGCUAGAAAGCAAGCUUGGCGGUGCGCCCGUCCAGGCUUUGUACGCCAAAGAGCUGCGCUCCCUCAAGCUCGACGAGCCGGAAAACCCCAUUCAAGAUAAAGACGCGCAGCCUCCAUCGGAUGCACCGCCCUCUUCGGUGACGGGUGCUGCGACGGAUGCGGGCGCUUUUGCGCUCGCCGAUGCUGCAUCUGCGGCGUUUAUGCCAUAG
Messenger RNA from Malassezia vespertilionis, 1191 nucleotides. It is a transcript of the gene yml6, whose product is annotated as 54S ribosomal protein yml6, mitochondrial. Gene Ontology annotation, cellular component: ribosome. Lineage: Eukaryota; Fungi; Basidiomycota; Malasseziomycetes; Malasseziales; Malasseziaceae. The transcript has a single exon. Gene Ontology annotation, biological process: translation. Gene Ontology annotation, molecular function: structural constituent of ribosome. Bases 1 to 1191 code for a protein of 396 amino acids. The record is from RefSeq and is a predicted model, not a curated record.